This is a messenger RNA of Cuscuta campestris, 1607 nucleotides long. The record is from the annotation of a GenBank genome assembly. NCBI's taxonomy places the organism in Eukaryota, Viridiplantae, Streptophyta, Magnoliopsida, Solanales, Convolvulaceae.
AAUAUAUUUUUUAAACAAGAUUUUUUAAGAGUAGAAGACAAUUCAAUUUCUCCCUUGCUCCCGGGGCAUGUGCAGAGUAUGAUCCUGGACGGGUCCGAUACAACAGCCGUGCAUCUGACGUGGCUGCUCUCCCUACUGGUCAACCAUGCUGACGUAAUGGAUCGCCUGCGACAUGAAAUAGACUCAAAAGUCGGCGGCAGAUGGGUGGAAGACGACGACGUCAAGGACAUGCCGUACCUUCACGCGGUGGUGAAGGAGACGCUCCGGCUGUACCCGCCGCUGCCGGCCUACGCGCCGCACGCGACGACGGAGGACUGCAAGGUGGGCGGGUACGACAUCCCGAGAGGGACCCACUUGUACGUGAACGCGUGGAAGGUGCACCGGGAUUCGCGGAUCUGGUCGGAUCCCGACGAGUUCCGGCCGCAGAGAUUCCUGCCGGCAGCGGACGCGGCGGGGCGGGGGAAGCAUUACGAGUUCGUGCCGUUCGGCGGCGGGCGGCGGGCGUGCAUCGGGAGUGCUUACGCAAUGCAGGCGACGUACCUGAUUAUUGCCCGCUUGGUUCAGGGGUUUAAUUUCGCGACCCCGUCGAAUGGACGGCUGGAUAUGAGCGAAGCAGAGAAGAAGAAGAAGAAGAAGAUCAAUCGGAUGGGCCACAAGAGGGGUUCUUAUUCUUCUUCUUCGGUGAACAAGCUGUUCUCAUGGGUGAGGAAGCAGUCGAUGAAGGUGAAGCUCUUCCUGGGCCUGAUCACGGCGCUGGCGGCGCUGCUGGCUCUCAGCCGCUCCGUCAAGGACCGCAACCAGUUCUUCGUCGCCGCUGAAGCCAUCCAUUUCGCCGGAAUUUUGGUCUUGAUUUACAAACUCAUCCGCAAGAAGUCCUGCUCCGGGCUGUCACUCAGGUCUCAGGAGCUCACAGCUCUAUUUUUAGCUAUAAGAUUGUACUGCAGCUUUAUCAUGGAAGCUGAUAUACACACCCUGCUAGAUUUCGUCACGCUUUUGUCAACGCUAUGGGUUAUGUACAUGAUCAGAUUCAAGCUGAAAUAUACCUACAUGGCGGAGCUUGACAAAACGCCCUUAUAUUAUAUAAUUGUGCCUGCUGCAGUUCUAGCUGUUCUUGUGCAUCCAUACUCUCAUCUCAAUAUAAACAUCCAUAGAGUGGCAUGGGCAUUUUGUGUGUACUUGGAAUCCGUUGCAGUGCUACCUCAGCUUCGCAUGAUGCAAAAGGCUAAGCUGAUAGAACCAUUCACAGCCCAUUAUGUGUUUGCGUUGGGGGUUGCACGAUUCCUUGAAUGUGCUCAUUGGAUCAUUCAGAUAUAUGAAUCGGGCGGGAAAUAUUUGUAUCUAGUUGGAAGUGGAUAUCUCUGGGUACCUGCUAUUUAUGCAGCAGAAAUGGUCCAAACCUUCAUUUUAGCUGAUUUUUGCUAUUAUUAUGUCAAGAGUGUCAUGAGCGGAAAACUACUCGAGACCCUCCAAUCACCGGUCUAAAGUUGUAUCUUGAUUCUUUAAGAGUUAACAAUUGUAACAUUUAUUGGUGUUUUAAGGUAUGUGCGGGGCAUUGUUGGGCUUGAAAGUGAUUUCUAUUCUCCUAACAAUCAAACUAUCCUAGAGUU